Molecule: messenger RNA, 1871 nt
Organism: Pundamilia nyererei
Lineage: Eukaryota; Metazoa; Chordata; Actinopteri; Cichliformes; Cichlidae
Product: tubulin alpha chain-like
Exons: 6
Coding region: 132-1847 (571 amino acids)
Biological process (GO): microtubule-based process
Cellular component (GO): microtubule
Molecular function (GO): structural constituent of cytoskeleton; GTP binding
Source: RefSeq, a predicted model, not a curated record
CGCCCACCUGACAUUACUUACUCACUCGGACCACAUUGACGGCCGCUGUGAGAGGUUACACAUAACCUGAAGCCAGCUACAACUCGGUUUUUUUUUUUUUCUUUGACGGGCCAAUCUACUAACAAUCAACCAUGCGUGAAUGCAUCUCUGUCCAUGUAGGCCAGGCUGGUGUCCAGAUGGGGAACACCUGCUGGGAGCUCUACUGUCUAGAGCAUGGAAUCCAGCCAGACGGCCAGAUGCCUAGUGACAAGCCCAUCGGUGGCCAUGAUGAUUCCUUUACCACCUUCUUCAGUGAAACUGGGGCUGGAAAGUAUGUCCCCAGAGCAAUCUUUGUUGACCUGGAGCCCACUGUCAUAGAUGAAGUUCGAACAGGAACAUAUCGUCAGCUCUUUCACCCUGAACAGCUGAUCUCAGGAAAGGAGGAUGCAGCUAACAACUAUGCCCGUGGACACUACACCAUUGGGCGAGAGAUCAUUGACUCUGUCCUUGACAGGAUCCGUAAACUGCCCGAAUGCAUCUCCAUUCAUGUAGGCCAGGCUGGUGUUCAGAUAGGAAACACCUGUUGGGAGCUUUACUGUCUAGAGCAUGGAAUCCAGCCAGAUGGCCAAAUGCCUAGUGACAAGCCUAUAGGUGGCAACAAUCAUUGCUCUAGUGCUUUAUUCAGUGAAACAGAGGCUGGGAAGUAUGUCCCCAGAGCAAUCUUUGUUGACCUGGAGCCCACUGUCAUAGAUGAAGUUCGAACAGGAACAUAUCGUCAGCUAUUUCACUCUAAACAGCUGAUCUCAGGAAAGGAGGAUGCAGCUAACAACUAUGCCCGUGGACACUACACCAUUGGGAGACAGAUCAUUGACUCUGUCCUUGACAGGAUCCGCAAACUGGCUGAUCAGUGCAAUGGUCUUCAAGGAUUUUUGGUCUUUCACUCCUUUGGUGGAGGAACUGGUUCUGGCUUCACCUCCCUGCUGAUGGAGAGAAUCUCUGUUGAGUUUCGCAAAAAGUCAAAGCUUCAACUGGCUGUUUCCCCUGCCCCUCAUGUUUCCACAGCAGUGGUGGAGCCUUACAAUUCCAUCCUGACUGCCCACACCACCCUGGAGGACUCUGACUGUGUCUUCAUGGUGGACAAUGAAGCCAUUUAUGACAUCUAUCGAAGAAACCUUAAUAUUGAACGUCCUUCCUACACCAACAUCAACCGGCUUAUUAGCCAAAUAGUCUCAUCCAUUACAGCAUCACUUCGUUUUGAUGGAGCCUUGAAUGUUGACCUGACAGACUUCCAAACCAACUUGGUGCCCUACCCUCGUAUCCAUUUUUCUCUGGCCGCCUAUGCCCCAGUCAUCUCUGCUGAGAAAGCCUACCAUGAGCAGCUGUCUGUGGCUGAAAUCUCCAAUGAGUGCUUUGAACCCUCAAACCAGAUGCUAAAAUGUGAUACUCGUCAAGGUAAAUACAUGCUCUGUUGUCUGCUGUAUCGUGGUAAUGUGGUGUCCAGAGAUAUCAACUCUGCUAUCAGAGCAAUCAAGACCAAACGCACCAUUCAGUUUGUGGAUUGGUUGCCCACAAAUUUCAAGAUGGGCAUCAACUACCAGCCUCCAACUGUGGUUCCUGGUGGAGACCUGGCCAAGGUGCAGAGGGCUGUCUGCAUGCUAAGCAACACCACAGCCAUCGCUGAGGCCUGGGCCCGACUGGACCACAAGUUUGACCUGAUGUACGCCAAGAAAGCAUUUGUUCACUGGUAUGUUGGGGAGGGCAUGGAGGAAGGAGAGUUCUUAGAGGCCAGAGAAGAUAUGGCUACUCUGGAGAAGGAUUAUGAAGAGGUGGCAGGUAUCAAUUCAUUUGAAGAUGAUGAUGAAUAUUAAAAUGCAUUAUAUCUUAUUUGUUAU